Molecule: messenger RNA, 697 nt
Organism: Mustela lutreola (European mink)
Lineage: Eukaryota; Metazoa; Chordata; Mammalia; Carnivora; Mustelidae
Gene: FAM240C
Product: family with sequence similarity 240 member C
Exons: 4
Coding region: 285-527 (80 amino acids)
Source: RefSeq, a predicted model, not a curated record
UAAGAGUGAGCGAGCUCCGGAGAGACGCUCAGAGGACGCCCACCCCGGGGGAGACACCCUCAGGACACCCAGAGAUUUGGCUGGGGAAUCCCUGAAACGAAACUGCCACAUUGGCUCCACGUGCCCUCACAGGGGACCUGGGAGCCAGAGCCCGAGAGGAUCCGUCGUAAGGGACAUAUUAGGCAACCUGCCCAGACCCUUCCCUCUCCAAUAGUGGAACUGAACUUUUUAGCGUGUUCUGGCCCUUUCGACUCCCCAGCCAGCAGUAUUUCAGAUUAAGGAGAAUGAGUGACAGCCACGCUCUGAAGCACCCAGGAAGGGUAGCUUUCGAUGCUGGUGUGAUAAAGAUGUUUUGGGAGGAAAAAAUCAAGCUGCACACAAGACAACUUCAGAGCGAGGCCAUGAGGACCCGCAGGAGUGCCCUGGACAGGCUCCGUGGCGAGUGGGCUCGGAUGCUGGAGGGGAGGAACAAGGCGCUGCAGGGCCCCCCCGGAGGUGGCCACCCAGCCUUCCCUGCUGGGCACUGAGCCCUUUCCCACGCAGGACACCGCUGCCACCUGAGGCCUGCAGACUUGCCCUGCCCGGGGUCCAAAGGCACCCGAGGCUCAGUGCAGAGGUUCGGAGCAGAACAACCACCAGGACCAGAGCCGCUGAGAAGCUCAUUGGGCACAUGCCCAAUAAAACCUAAGAUACUGAA